UUUUCCCUCCUCUGAGCAUCUUGGGCGUAACAGUUACAUCCGCUAAACCAUACGUAAAUCUGCACAUGCGCUGUGCUGCCCCUCAGACAUUCCUUUUUAUGCUUAGCGUGGAACGACUAGCAUCAAACGAGCGUAAAGAUGCAGCUCUUCUUGCGUGGCCAGAACACUCACACCCUUGAGGUGACUGGACAGGAGACUGUUGGCCAGAUCAAGGCCCAUGCCCAAGCUCUGGAAGGACUCCUGGUUGAGGACCAGGUGCUGCUGCUUGCUGGCUGCCCACUGGAGGAUGAUGCCUCCCUGGCAACCUGCGGCGUGACUGAGCACUGCACCCUGGAGGUGGCUGGCAGGCUGCUGGGAGGUCAGUACUCGCAGUAUAAUGUUGAGUCUUGUGGAAGCAUGAGUGUGUUGUUUCUUCCAGUGCUGGAAAAAUUCUUUUCUCUUUGCUGCAGAAGUGUCUGUGCAAUUGUUUGUCAAAAACUAUCUCAAGAAGAUGAGAGAUUUUUGUUCUUUUUUUCCCAGGUUGACAAGCAGGAGAAGAAGAAAAAGAAGACCGGCCGUGCCAAGCGCCGCAUCCAGUACAACAGGCGUUUUGUGAACGUUGUGCCCACCUUCGGAAAGAAGAAGGGACCCAACGCCAACUCCUAAUCACUUCGAUGCUCUAAUGGAGAAAUGACACCAUCAUCAUCAGCUCUAGAGUCAUCAGUUUUUACCAAGUUGAAAGUUGUCUUGUACAGAAUAAAGGAUAUUUGACUUGG
Molecule: messenger RNA, 755 nt
Organism: Gambusia affinis (western mosquitofish)
Lineage: Eukaryota; Metazoa; Chordata; Actinopteri; Cyprinodontiformes; Poeciliidae
Gene: faua
Product: FAU ubiquitin like and ribosomal protein S30 fusion a
Exons: 4
Coding region: 139-645 (168 amino acids)
Biological process (GO): translation
Cellular component (GO): ribosome; cytosolic small ribosomal subunit
Molecular function (GO): structural constituent of ribosome; protein binding
Source: RefSeq, a predicted model, not a curated record